Aspergillus novofumigatus IBT 16806 is the source of this 576-nucleotide messenger RNA. RefSeq lists its product as uncharacterized. The transcript has 3 exons. The record is from RefSeq and is a predicted model, not a curated record. The coding region runs from base 1 to 468 and encodes 155 amino acids. Lineage: Eukaryota; Fungi; Ascomycota; Eurotiomycetes; Eurotiales; Aspergillaceae.
AUGGAAAGAUCGUCGGGGGUCGCGCAGUUUAUGUACGAAAGGUUCGUGGGCGCUGAUUUACAUGGCUAUAAAGGCAUGCCGUUUUCCCUCAGACGGCACAGUCAACAAACACUUAUUCAAGUUUUCAACCUGACCAUGGAGGACCCUUCAUUUGAUGCGCUCCUCAGCUGGAGUACUGGAGAAUUGACUGAGUUUCCUGAUAUUGACUUUGAACUUUUUGACUCGGUCUUCUCCACCCAGAAUCAGGGCCUAUCAGCCGCAGAAGUGCCAGAACUCCUCCCCGACUACCAGCCUGCGGCGCAGGACGCCGUUGAGACUCUAAAAGGAUUAGUCAACGAAUUGUCUAGCCGAGUCACAAUGCUCGAGGACCAACUUCAAACUGAGAGCAAGAAACGAGUGGCCUUAGAGGAGUAUAUUGAAAACCUGCAACCAUUCUUGGAGCGGCUCAGCUUGAUGGUCCAGAAAUAAUGGUGCAAGGACGUGCGAUCAUCCGGCUCGUGAGCGCUUCCACCAUGAUCCGACGACGCUGGCAGGGCUUAUCGGCUGUCAAAAUGGAUCUUUGUGAUCUCUGUUCUC